This is a messenger RNA of Solea solea (common sole), 2168 nucleotides long. RefSeq names its product Ets2 repressor factor like 1 (gene erfl1). Gene Ontology annotation, molecular function: sequence-specific DNA binding; DNA-binding transcription factor activity, RNA polymerase II-specific. Gene Ontology annotation, biological process: cell differentiation; regulation of transcription by RNA polymerase II. The coding region runs from base 327 to 1832 and encodes 501 amino acids. Gene Ontology annotation, cellular component: nucleus. The record is from RefSeq and is a predicted model, not a curated record. The transcript is spliced from 7 exons. Lineage: Eukaryota; Metazoa; Chordata; Actinopteri; Pleuronectiformes; Soleidae.
ACCGUCACAGUCAAAGUGUGUGUGGAUUGACUUGGUCGCACUUGAGCUGGUGAGAGCGCUUUGAACGCGGCGCUUUCCUCAAAAGAAAAGCUGCAGUGACGCCUUUGUGCAAGUGCGACACAGGCACUUCCACCUUCCCCUCCCUCCCUUCCUUCCUUCCUUCCUUCCUUACACCCUCCCUCCCUCACUUACAUCCGGGUCGGAACCAGCGCAGGCGAACCAAGCGGAAAAACUCCCGAGUCCAGUCCGUGAGACGGUGAUCAGGCUUCGGCCUCAGGUGCAUCUCUGAGGCGGGGCGACGCUGGAGGUCCAGGUGUAGUGGAGGCAUGGACUGUAACUGCGUCAGUGAUCUGCUGCUCCCCCCGGUGCCCGCGCUCUGGACGCCAGUCAUUCAGACAGCAGCGGCAGCACUCCUCCGCCCCCAGCCCCCUGGUGAGCAGCGGGACAAACGACAGGCCUCAUCCUCCUCCUCCUCCUCUCUUUCCUGCUCCCUCCGUCCAGGGUUCGCCUUCCCGGACUGGGCAUACAAGCCUGAGUCGAGCCCCGGCUCCAGGCAGAUCCAGUUGUGGCACUUCAUCCUGGAGCUGCUGCAGAAGGAGGAGUACCAGGGAUUCAUCGCCUGGCAGGGAGACUACGGAGAGUUUGUCAUCAAGGACCCGGACGAGGUGGCGCGGCUGUGGGGGAUCAGGAAGUGCAAACCACACAUGAACUACGACAAGCUGAGCAGGGCUCUGAGGUAUUAUUACAACAAGCGCAUUUUGCACAAAACCAAAGGGAAACGAUUCACCUACAAGUUUAACUUCAGUAAGGUGGUGUUGGUGAACUAUCCCAUCCUGGACAUGGCCAACUCUCCCUUCUUUCUGGCCCAGAAUCACUUCAACGGGGGCUCCACGGCACCAGACUGCACCCCAGAGGCCAUACAGUCCCUGUUUCCUCGUCUGCCGGACUCCAGCAGAGGAACAUCCUUGUUUGAUCGAGGGACGACGGCACCGGGGCCCGAAGGAGACAAACUAAGACUGGACACGUUCCCUUUCCUCAGUUCAGGUGCCCCGUGCUACUCCAAACCCCCGUCUCUGCUGGGCCCGUACCCACGCAACCCACCCUUUGACUACCCGUGGGGAUUCAACCCCUACCUCCCAGGGGCCUUCUCCCUCAAUAACUGCCCCAAACUGCCCCCUGGCUCUCUCUACCCCUCCCAGUUUUACCCCAACCCUUUGCAGAGCAGCCUCUCCCAGCUGCCUCACCCCUUCUCCUCACUGCUCCCCCCAGGGGAGGCAAACGGCACAGCGGGUGGUCAGCCAACCAGGCCCUGCCUGCCGCCCUACCCGGGGGGCCUGUCGCUGGGUCGCACGGACAUUGGAAACGGGGCGACAUUGGGGGAAAGGGUGGACAGUCCUCCAGGCACGGGGCUCAGUCUGGGGCUGGGAGCCGCCGGGCUGGGAGCCGGAACUGGGGCAGAGCGGCAGAGCCCCACAGAGAGGAGAGGAGGGGUGAAGCAGGACCCAGAGUCGGACUCAGACCUGGAGAUCACGGAUCUGAGCGACUGCAGCUCGGAGAACGAAAACGAGCACGAGCAUUUCGGCCUGAGGAAGGAAUCCAGCCUGGCCAGCCGAUCACAGAUCCUGUUGGAUGGAAAGAAAGCCGGCGUGCUGCCACCCAUCUCCGCUCUGCCCCCGCCGGUGUCACCGCAUCCUCUGAAGAGCCUGAUUCCCGUCAUUCCUCCUCCUCCUCCUCCUCCUCCACCGCCGUCCCUGGCUCCAUCACUGUCCCCCUCCGUGGCUCUGCGGGAAAGACACAGGGAGACAGAGUCUGUGAAAAUGAUGCACAGCUAAUACGUGUUGUGGUCUUCUUUGCCUGUCUAUGCUCUGAUAACUCUCUUCUUCUCUCCUUUCAUUUGUCUGCUUCAAAUGAGAAAUACUUCUCCCCAGGGAGGGCACUGAUACAAUGUCUCUUUCCCUGUUUACAUAAGGUCCAUGAUAAUACUGACACAGGCUGGGUGACGUGGAUUACAGAAUAAUCUGCAGAGUUUCAGACCCUAUCCCCAUAUGUACGAGGUCUAUGGGGAUAUUCUCUGGACUCAUGAAAAGUUUUCCUUUGAGAUGUUUGUGCUUCUCAAAGCAGAGUGACAAUACACUGUAAAUACACUCUCAAAUAAAAGAUCGACUGUU